CAUUGAUUGAACCAUUCCAAGUUUGAAACAUUUUCUCAAGUCUUAGCUUAUCUUUGUUUGUUUUUUUACAUUUUUGUUGUUCUACACCAAAAAUACUGCAAAUCAUGGCUCUCUUGUUGAAGGAAAACCCAGGAUUGAUCGAUGGAAGCAAAGCAAUGGAAGAAAUCGGAAUCCCCGAAAUGAAUGCUGCUGUUUUAAUGUCGUUGUUAGAGGAAUCACAUUGUGAGGAGUACUACAACGAGGAGCAAGUCAAUAGUUUAAUGGAAUCUCUCGAAGCUGAGAUUCGAAUGGCAAACCUUGGUUCUUGCAGUAUCGUAGGAGACGUUGAACGCAAUGGUAGCUCCGAAUGGUCGGAAAUGGAAAUGAUGCCUUCGUCGCCUAGCGAUGACAUGAACUGGUGUGUGGAUGAUCAGUUUGAAGAGAUAUCGAUGGAUGAGUUGGUUCAGUUUGGAAAUGAUUUUGCUUUGAAUUGUUACGAAAUUCAGUCAGAAAAUAGCUUUAGUGCUAAUUUGUGGCAAGAGAUAUAUGAUACAGCUAUAUACAAUUAGAUUGUAUGUAUAUAUAUAUAUAUAUAUAUA
This is a messenger RNA of Hibiscus syriacus, 578 nucleotides long. RefSeq lists its product as uncharacterized. Bases 105 to 548 code for a protein of 147 amino acids. Lineage: Eukaryota; Viridiplantae; Streptophyta; Magnoliopsida; Malvales; Malvaceae. The record is from RefSeq and is a predicted model, not a curated record. The transcript is spliced from 2 exons.